UCCUCCUCCUCCUCCCCGCCUCAAUACAAGAUGGCGGCCCCUGCAGCAGGUUCAGGCCCGGGCGGCUCCUCCGGUGUUACUCCCGGGGCCCCAGGCAGCUCCGCCACUGUCGUGGCCCCUAGUACCAGCAGCAGCAGCAGCAGCGUGAACCCCUUUCUGAGCGACUCGGAGGAAGAAGCAGAGGAAGAGGAGGAUGAAGACGAGGAAGAUGUGUCUCCGCUGCACGCCCGCCCCGUCCCUUCCCUUGCUGUGCGGUAUUUGCCGGACGACAGCGAGCCCGCCCUCCUGCAGCCCGGCGGGCCACGGCUGACCGUCCCUUCGGGGGAGCCCGGGCGGGUACCACUGGACGCGGUGGCGGCGCAGCUGCUGCGGGAUCAGCUGCUGCUCACCGCUUUGGAGCUGCACAGCGAGCUGCUGGAGACCGGCAGGGAGCUGCCCCGGCUCCGGGACUAUUUCUCCAAUCCCGGGAAUUUCGAGAGACCGACGGCGGGGGCUCCGACAGCAGCGGGCAUCAGUAACCCCAGCAGUGCCGGCGGCCAGCUGAAUCGAGCGGGUAGCAUUAGCACUCUGGAUUCGCUGGACUUUGCACGGUACUCUGACGAUGGAAAUAGGGAGACCGAUGAGCGGGUGGCAGUCCUGGAGUUUGAGCUACGGAAAGCCAAGGAGACCAUUCAGGCCCUCAGGGUCAACCUUACACUGGCUUCAGAAAAUGAAGUUCCUUUGCAGGAAUGCAAGAAUUAUAAAUCAAGUCCUGAAAUUCAGGAGCCUAUAAAACCUCUUGAAAAAAAAGCACUAAACUUCCUUGUCAAUGAAUAUUUAUUGAAAAAUAACAACAAACUCACUUCUAUAACCUUUUCUGAUGAGAAUGAUGAGCAGGACUUUGAACUGUGGGAUGAUGUAGGGUUAAACACCCCAAAGCCUCCAGACUUGUUGCAGCUUUACAGAAACUUUGGCAGCCACCAAACUGUAGUGAAAGACACAGCGGAUGCUGAAGUAAGUGUAGAGGAGGACGAUCUGGAGCCCCUUCUGAGAGCCGAGCGGCCUGCUGUGGAGCCAGUAGUUGUACAGUCAUCUGCAUUAGUGCAAGAAUUAGAAGAUAGAAUCAGGCAAUGUAACGAUGAGAAAGACGUUUUGCUGGAUCAAAUUAGUAUCCUCCAGAGGGAAAUAGAAACGUUCCGAACCAGCUCUUUGGCAGAAGUUAUUCCUGAAUCCCAGGAGGUUCCUCCUCCCAGACUCCAGAACCAGACUUCAGAAGAAAGCGACCAUUACCUAGAUAUCCGAACAAAAGACAGUGACACUAAAUGGGAAAAAGCUGCCGAAAGCCAGGCCGUAGAGCACACUGAAACAGACUUCCAGCUGUCACAAGAUAUCCCUCCCAGUCCUGACUUGUCAAAAAUUAGCAAGAAGACCGUGCUAUGUACACUUCCCCUCAAAGAUGGUGUCCAGUUUGAUCAGCCUAAUCGAAAACUGUCUCCGGCCUUUCUUCAAGCGCUGCUUUCUUUUUGCCGCAUGUCCGCUGACAGUCGUCUAGGAUCAGAGGUGUCCAGGAUUGCUGACAGCGAGAACGGAGUCAUGCUGAUGCUGGGACGGUGCUUGCCUCAUAUUGUCCCAAACGUGCUCCUUGCAAAAAGAGAGGAAUUGAUUCCAUUGAUACUGUGCACCGCCUGCCUCCACCCAGAGCCUAAAGAAAGAGACCAGCUCCUGCAUAUUCUGUUUAAUUUAAUAAAGCGUCCAGAUGAUGAGCAAAGGCAAAUGAUUUUAACUGGAUGUGUGGCUUUUGCUCGCCAUGUUGGGCCGACUCGCGUAGAAGCAGAACUUUUGCCACAGUGUUGGGAACAAAUCAAUCACAAGUACCCUGAAAGAAGGCUCCUUGUGGCAGAAUCAUGUGGCGAUCUGGCACCGUACCUCCCUAAAGAGAUAAGAAGCUCUCUGGUGCUGUCAAUGUUGCAACAGAUGUUACUGGAAGACAAGGCUGAUAUGGUGCGGGAAGCGGUCAUUAAAAGUCUUGGCAUAAUUAUGGGAUACAUUGAUGAUCCAGACAAGUAUCAGCAGGGUUUUGAACUCUUACUGACCGCAUUAGGGGACCCCUCAGAAAGAGUAGUGAGUGCCACUCACCAGGUGUUUUUACCAGCCUAUGCUGCAUGGACAAUGGAACUUGGAAAUCUCCAAUCCCAUCUAAUUCCCACCCUUCUUAGCAAAAUUGAAAAGCUACUCAGGGAAGGAGAGCACGGGCUGGAUGAACACAAGCUGCACAUGUAUCUCUCUGCGCUGCAAUCCCUUAUCCCCUCACUCUUUGCCACUGUUUUACUGAAUGCACCAUUUACCAGUAAAGCCAAGCUUCAGGGAGAAAUACUGCAGAUAGAAGUGACUCGCUUUCCACGCCCUAUAUCGCCUCUUCAGGAUGUAGCGACCAUCAUUGGCAGCCGUGAGCAGCUGGCUGCGCUACUUCAGCUUUAUGACUACCAGCUGGAACAUGAGGGAACCACUGGCUGGGAAAGUUUACUUUGGGUUGUUAAUCAACUAUUACCACAACUGAUUGAGACACUGGGUCGCAUCAAUGUUGCAUCAACAGCUUGCGUUCAUGAGUUUUCAAGAUAUUUCUGGAGGUUGUGCAGAACGUUUGGCAAGAUUUUCACUAACACCAAGGUAAAGCCACAGUUCCAGGAAAUUUUGAGGCUGUCUGAGGAAAAUAUUGAUUCCACAGCAGGUAAUGGUGUCCUCACAAAGGCUACUGUCCCUAUCUAUGCUACAGGGGUACUAACCUGUUACAAUCAGGAAGAAGACCGCAAGCUGCUUGUUGGUUUCCUUGAAGAUGUAAUGACAAUGCUCUCAUUAUCUCAUGCGCCUCUAGAUAGUCUGAAAGCCUCCUUCGUGGAACUUGGGACAAAUCCAGCAUACCAUGAGCUGCUGUUGACUGUGCUUUGGUAUGGGGUUGUCCACACGUCAGCACUUGUACGGUGUACCGCAGCCAGAAUGUUUGAGCUUUUGGUGAAGGGGGUGAAUGAGACUUUGGUAGCUCAGAGAGUUGUCCCUGCUCUCAUCACUCUGUCCAGCGAUCCAGAAAUUUCUGUGAGAAUUGCUACCAUCCCAGCAUUUGGUACCAUCAUGGAGACUGUUACCCAGAGGGAGUUACUAGAGAGGGUGAAAAUGCAGUUGGCGUCAUUCCUGGAAGACCCUCAAUAUCAAGAUCAGCACUCCCUGCAGAUCGAAAUAAUCAGGACGUUCGGGAGAGUUGGACCAAAUGCGGAGCCUAGGUUCAGAGAUGAAUUUGUUCUUCCGCAUCUGCACAAACUAGCUUUGGUCAAUAAUCAGCAGUCUGUGGAUUCUAAAAGACUGGACAUCGCCACGUAUCUGUUUGAAGCGUACAGUGCUCUCUCCUGCUGCUUUAUAUCAGAAGAGUUGAUGGUAAAUCACUUUCUACCGGGUCUCAGGUGUCUGCGUGUUGACAUGGAACAUCUGUCCCCUGAACAUGAGGUUAUUUUAAGCUCCAUGAUAAAAGAAUGUGAGCAGAAGGUGGAAAACAAGACUGUCCAGGAACCUCAAGGUUCCAUGUCGAUAGCUGCAAGCCUUGUGAGCGAAGAUACAAAGACCAAGUUUUUGAACAAAAUGGGUCAGCUGACAACAUCCGGCGCAAUGUUGGCAAACGUGUUUCAGCGGAAGAAGUAAAAGGCUUCCUGCUAACCAAUAAAACACUAAAGAUGGACCACUUGCUCCCUGUACUUGAAGUACUUGCCUUUUUAUUUUAUUUUUCUCCUGUCUUACGUACUUGUAAUAUAUUUUAUUGAAAACUCCAAAGAUAUUUGCACUUCAUUAGUAUAUCAGCAUGUCUGUUGAUUUGGGAGUUACGACUGUCGAUGAAGUUUAAGCAGGAUCUUUAGCCUAUACCAUGUCUCCGUUCUGUGUUUUGUCUAUUUUUUUUAUACAUAAGAAAAAAUAUAUAUAUAUAUAGUGAAAAAGUAUUUUUUCUGAAAGGAAUAUUGGCGAUUCUGUUAUAUACUGCACACACUGCAAUGGUACGUAAAUAAUGUAAAUGAAAUUCAUUGUCAUGAAGUAAUAAAGUGAGAGAUUGAUAUGUAUUUAAAUGAUGGGUAUACCGGUCAGUUUAUUGUAUUACGAGAAGAGCCAGCGUUACCUUGUGCCUUUUUGGAUUCAUUCUCAAUGAGACCAUGGUAGGAGAAGAAUAACAGACUCACACUCAUCGCUGAGGCUUUUCUACGAUUCAUUCUCGCAUUUAUUUUUUUUCUUAGCCCUUGUCUUUCACUCUUUUAGGAGUGGAGUGAUACUACUGUGUCAUUGUAGAUUAGAAGCUUGACGAGUCUUAGAGAUUUUAAUGGGAACAAGACACUGUAAAUACUAAUUUAAUGUCCUCUUAAAAAAACACUUCAAUAUUAAAAAACUGUUGAUCACGGA
Bufo gargarizans (Asiatic toad) is the source of this 4410-nucleotide messenger RNA. RefSeq names its product RAB11 binding and LisH domain, coiled-coil and HEAT repeat containing (gene RELCH). Lineage: Eukaryota; Metazoa; Chordata; Amphibia; Anura; Bufonidae. Bases 31 to 3666 code for a protein of 1211 amino acids. Gene Ontology annotation, cellular component: trans-Golgi network; recycling endosome. Gene Ontology annotation, molecular function: protein binding. The record is from RefSeq and is a predicted model, not a curated record. Gene Ontology annotation, biological process: intracellular cholesterol transport. The transcript is spliced from 29 exons.